AUGAAGCAACUCCACCAGACUAUUGACCCAUCUAUUAGCAAAGGCAAUCUGCUAUCCGCUGCGUAUUCAUUGUGUCACUACCACGAUAAAUUCACCAAGGAAGAGCGGAAGCAAGUUCAAGUACGCUCCUGCUUUCCUCAUCAAUUGUCGAUCGAAGGACGAGAUCUUCUAAGCAAACUUGAAAAUGAGAAUCUCAGCAUUGGUCCAACUUUUCCUCCCUCUUCCAACACCCAGUCGAUGCCGACGAUGAAAAAUGUGCUUCCUACUGGCUGUGGUCCGCCCGUCGGUAGUCGUUGGAGCACCAUGAAACAGCCUGUUAGUCCGACAAGAAUCAGGUCCGUGCAAGUAACAUGCACUAAGCGAAGCCGUAACGUAAACGCUAUCACUGCUGUGCCGUCCGUGCAACACAUCGCUUCUCUUCGCAAGACACUGUCAACACUAUUUACCAUCGAAUGCACGAUUUUGGCAGACGCGCGAUUCCACACAGAACUCACUGACGUCACUGAGGAUAAUGUCAUGUCUACCGUGUACAUGGUGUUUCUGUACGGGCUGCUGGAGUUCGGCUCGUUCGUUUUGCUAAUGAUCAUUUUGAAGAGAGGUUGUGGAAUGCAAGCACUUUACCAUCUUGCAUUUGUUUUAGAAACUCAAAUGCUGUCAAUCCAGAGCGAAAUUAUCGGCUGGAUGCUGAUCACGUUCGGUUUUUGA
Phytophthora nicotianae INRA-310 is the source of this 705-nucleotide messenger RNA. RefSeq lists its product as hypothetical. The record is from RefSeq and is a predicted model, not a curated record. The transcript is spliced from 2 exons. Lineage: Eukaryota; Oomycota; Peronosporomycetes; Peronosporales; Peronosporaceae. The coding region runs from base 1 to 705 and encodes 234 amino acids.